AUGCUUGCAAAAAGUAACAAAAGACACACAAACAUCCAGACACAGGGACACACACAAAACCCACAACACUCAACACACAAUACAAACACACAAACACAUAAAAACAAACAUACAGACAUACAGACACAAACUCACAGACACACAGACACACAUACACAUACAUACACACAUACAUACAUACAAAUACACACACACACACAAACAAACAAACACACGCAUAUUCCGAUAUGCAUGCAUAGAAGGAACCGAGGCACACAGAAACAUAGGCGCAGACAGACACAGACAUACAUCUGCACACAAAUAGGUACAGAUGCACACCGACAAGACACAUACCAGCAAACAAACAGUCAGCGACUGAAACACAGAUAUAAACGGACAGCGGAUUGGACGAAAUAUCCAAAAAUGAAAGCAUAA
Molecule: messenger RNA, 414 nt
Organism: Enterobius vermicularis (human pinworm)
Lineage: Eukaryota; Metazoa; Nematoda; Chromadorea; Rhabditida; Oxyuridae
Source: the annotation of a GenBank genome assembly